UGUGUGGGUGUGGCUCAUAAAUCCAAGAUAGAGAAGGUCGCCGGGCCGGGGACCCUGAAGAUUAGGGCAGCUGUAAGUAGGAUAUAAACAAGAAUGGACUUAGAUGCGGGGUUAGAUGUAAAGCCUGACCUGGACAAAGCCCCACCUCAUGUGGAAGGAGAUUUACUGAAGAGAAAAACCAACAAAGGACUCAACAUUCUCUCCAAAGCAUGGCAGAGACGGUUUUUUGUGGUUCACAAAGAUAAGUUACAGUAUUACGCUAAGAAAGAGGACUAUAAAUCAGGAAAGGAACCUCUGAACUCUGUUAGACUUUUAAAAGUUAAAGAUAUCACAGAGUCAGUUUUUAAUGGAGUGCCAAAGAGACAUCACAUCAACUGUGGCUUCACUGUCAUAGAGUUAUUGAAGGGCGGAGAAGAAGUUGUAUAUCACCUUUUAGCUGAAACUCCUGAUUUAAUGAGGUACUGGGUUCAUGCCUUACGCUAUGUUCGCUCCUAUUGGUCAAAACUUGAAGUUAGAGACACAGUCAUCAACGAAGACCACGAGAGGAAGCUACUGGAAAGAAUACUUAGAGAAGAAGAGAGUGAUGAUAUUGUUAUUGUUGGUGAAUAUUCAGUGGACGAUGAUCAUACAAGGCAAGGAUCAGCAGACUGGGACAAUAAGCAGUUGUGUAUCCCGGUUCAUUUUGCUGAUGGCAGCAAGACUCUAGUGUAUGUGAGUGUUAGCGAAACCAUUAGCAGCGUCAUAGAGAAAGUGAGGGAUAAACUGACUUCAUCUGCCAGCCAAAUAUGGAUUGUUAACAAUGAAGGGAAAGAGAUUUCAUUGAAUCCAAGUGACAGUGUUAUAUUAUACCAUCCCAGUGCUCACCAGUUUUUCCUUGUUGAUCCUAGCAGUAGAAUAAUUGUUGUAUUCAUUGGUAAAGAGUUUGUAGCUACAAUUGUUCCACUAAAGAUAACAGCCCAAGAGGUAAUAGAAGAUCACGAUGUAGCCACUAAACUUGAUAUUGCUGGCAUCACUAAUAGAGGAUUGUUUCUACAGAAAGGAACUGAAGAGCUGUUGUUUGAUAGCUCAGAGUGUCCUUGCGAAGCAUUGUUCAUAGAAUCAUCUGAUGGUAACAUUAGAAGACGAGACAUUGGAUCUCUUGUUAUAAAGAAUAAGACUAUGGAGCACAAAUCAUCAAAAAUACUGCGACAGUCUAUCAGAAAAGCAACUGUCAUUCCGUCCCCAUCUGCCAGCAGACGCUCGGCUGCUCCUCGUAUCAUUGAAGAAGAAGAUCAUAAGAGAGCUUUGGAUAAAAUCCAGCAACUUCGGGAUGGGAGGAUAAAGAAAGCACCCCAGAUUGUCGAGGAGUCGCCAAGGAUACGUACAAGAUCAAAAGCAUUCAUUAGUAAAUCAAGUGAAUCUGAAAAUAGCGAUAAAGAUCUUGAGCUAAAUGUACCAACUGAUCCAGAGCCAGUGCUAGGAGGACCAGGGAAAGGAAGGGGAGAUGGAGGACUGGAGUUGGCUCAUUCAUCUCCUAAACCCUCGCCAAGAAGCUCUCCUAAACCCUCGCCAAGAAGCUCUCCCAAACCCUCACCCAGGCAUGUCAUAUCAACCAGACCCAGUCCUCCUACAGCUAAAAGACAAGGAAAGACCAUCACUAAGAAGCAAGUCAGGAGAGCUGAUGAGGUUGGUAUGGAAGAGUCCCGUAGCUCAGGAUUUGGUCGGUUUCCAAAAGCUGAAGAACCUAAACUGUCUGACAGCGAAGAAGAAAGACUGAGCAACCUAUUCAGCAUGAGCUAUCAAGAGAAAGAGGAACAAGAACUGAAAGAAAAGCUUGAAACAAAACUCUCAUCUUCACUUGAAUUACAAGCAAGUAGUAAUGAUGAUGAGUUUCCUGCUUCUACUCCUUCCUCCCCUCCCCCCAAACCAUUUAUACUAACUGAUUCUCUCAUUACUAAACCUCAGACCUCAUGCGUGGUCAUUCAUCGUCCAGCUCUGUUGAAAGUGGUCCUCCUUCAAAGCGAAGCCGAAGACACUAAAGACAGCAAUCAAGCCAUUAAAAAAAUCUCGCUAUCUGGUGUUGUGUUGAACUAUGUUAACAGAGUGUGGGCCCUUGAUGAAGAGAGUCAGUAUCACGAUGAAGCCUCCAUUGAUAGUGAAGGAGAGUCGGAUCAGAGAGAAUACUACACAUUGCCUGGGGGUAUACGCUCUAUUUAUAACCCUACUGGAAACAGUUGGACUGUUCUACCACCUCUCCCCCUUCCAUCUCCUCUUCCUCCUGCAUCUCCUUCUCCCCUGCUUGCACCUCCUUCACUAGUGCAGGCAGAGGCUCAAGUUAAUAGCAGCAGCCCUGAUCUGUAUACUGCCAAAAGAGCAAUAGCCACUAACAUUGGUGCUGCCUUCAUGGAAAUACUCGGCCUCUUUAAAGGCUCUCUCUCCCUCGACGAGAAAAAGAAAAUCGCGUCAGACAUGACAAACGAAAAUAUAGGCCACAUGAUUCGUGGUAGGUUCUGCACUAGUGUAGCCUACCUCCUCCUGGACGGUGUGAAGCUACAGAAAUUAGGCGGACUAAUUCAAUAUGAUGUGUGGAAACUAGUCAGCUCAUUCUGCCAAGAAGGUUUAACUACUUCUGAUCCAACUGUGACAUCAGUCGCUGUGGAUAUGCAAGUGAUGAGGCCAAUCAAAGGAGAGAGUCGUCUCGUGACUAAUGACAUGAAGUUUCGUUCGUUCAUCUGUUUGGCAAUUUCACGCGGUAUCUUUAUACAGUGGCUGUCAGAACUGCCUUCACUUGGAGAUACAAUAAGGAAGCAUUAUGGAAAGAGUUCUUUCCUCUACAUGGUAUACAGUGGAGACAAGUGGUACUGUAAACUCUAUGAUGAGAUAUUGCUCUCUCUACAACCCAUCUCCUUCUUCCCUUUUCAACUGAGCAUUGAUUUUGAGAUAAAGUCAUCAUCGCCGUCAUUAUCUUCAUCAUCUUCUGCUGGAGAACUUGUAAGAGAACAACCAUUAAAGUCUAAUGGUAUUGGAUCUACUGUCAGUCCCUCUCAGUCACUCUCUGAACAAAGUCCUGAUAAUAAUCCAACAUCACUCAUUAAUGAGAGUCACGUUUUGUCAAUGAGAGAGGAGUCACCUAUCUCUCCUCCUCCUGAAACUGGACUGCUACUGAAUAACGUGUUGAAAGGAAAGUCUACGCCGCAGUGGUUCAAAAGUAUCACAUCAAAUCUUGCUAAUCUUAAUAUUGGUGGCGUCCUAACUGGUCCUCCUCUUCAACCCUCUCCUCUUAACUCUCUAUCAGUGAGACCAGCUGAGAAUGAGCCAUCAUCUCCAGCAGCACCAUCUCCAGCAGUAACACCUUCUCCUCCCUCUCCUCCUCCUCCUCCCUCACAACCAAACUGGAAAGUAGUUGCUCUUUAUGACUGUUUUGCAGACAGCGAAGAUGAGCUCUCAUUUAGCAAGGGAGAAAUUUUGCAAGUGGUAAAAGAGAUUGACAGCGAUUGGUUGUUCUGUGAGAAAGAUGACAAGAAAGGGAUCGUGCCUCUUCUGUUUGUUCAGAAAUGCACAUAAAUGAAUUUAUAUUAUAAAACUCAUUGAUGUGCAAUAACAAUCAUUGUGUUUGUGGUUUUUUUAAAGUAUGUUAAUUUUUAUUGAGUACAGACAAAGUUCAGCUAUA
Molecule: messenger RNA, 3649 nt
Organism: Amphimedon queenslandica
Lineage: Eukaryota; Metazoa; Porifera; Demospongiae; Haplosclerida; Niphatidae
Exons: 23
Coding region: 94-3543 (1149 amino acids)
Cellular component (GO): cytoplasmic vesicle
Molecular function (GO): protein binding
Source: RefSeq, a predicted model, not a curated record